UGGGCGGGGCCGCCCGGGGAACGCAGACUUCGCGUAAGAACCUCCGAGGAAGCAAAAGGGAGGCGCCACCCUGCACUCCCGGGGUGAUCGCGAAAAGCUGCCACCGGAGAAAGAACUCAUCUCUUUGCAGACAAUCCCUUUUUUAGGUGCAAGAAACGCCGGACUUAGGUGAGGAGUCAAGGGGCGAGGCAGCGGUCGACGGGAGGGCGCGCCGGCCGAAGGGGAACCGUGCGGAUGCGGACACUCGGUGGCUUCUGAGCUCGGCCAGAGACGCGGAGGUAGCGGACCGGGCGUUGCGCACUGCUCCUCGGUUCCGCCGCUCCAUCGCCCCACGGCCGGCUGGGUCAUGUCUAGAGACCGGGGUUCCGCGGUCCUGCCCUCCACCUUCGGCUUCCGGAAGCCGGCCCCCCGGAGCCUCAGUUGCCUCUCGGACCUAGACGGCGGCCCCACCCUGGAACCGCGGCCCUGCAGGCCCCCCGGGACCCCAGGCCGCGCGCCCCUGCCCCCGGCGCCGUCGGGCUGCGACCCCCGCCUGCGGCCCAUCAUCCUGCGGCGGGCACACUCGCUGCCCAGCUCGCCCGAGCGCCGCCAGAAGGCCGCGGGCGCGCCGGGGGCCGGGUGCCGGCCCGGGUGCAGCCGGCAGCUCCGUGUGCGCUUCGCCGACGCGCUGGGCCUGGAGCUGGCGCAAGUCAAGGUGUUCAACGCGGGCGAUGACCCGUCGGUGCCACUGCACGUGCUGUCGCGGCUCGCCAUCAACGCGGACCUGUGCUGCAGCAGCCAGGAUCUGGAGUUCAACCUGCAGUGCCUGGUGCCCGAUUUCCCACCACCCGUCGAGGCCGCCGACUUCGGCGAGCGGCUGGAGCGGCAGCUCGUGUGCCUGGAGCGGGUCACCUGCUCGGACCUGGGCAUCAGCGGCACGGUGCGCGUGCGCAACGUGGCCUUCGAGAAGCAGGUGGUGGUGCGCUACACCUUCUCCGGCUGGCGCAGCGCCCACGAGGCGGUGGCGCGCUGGCGGGGGCCGGCGGGCGCGGCGGGCGCCGAGGACCUCUUCGCCUUCGGCUUCCCGGUGCCACCGUUCCUGCUAGAGCUCGGCUCGCGCGUGCACUUCGCGCUGCGCUACCGCGUGGCCGGCGCCGAACAUUGGGACAACAACGACGGCCGCGACUACAGCCUCACGUGCCGCAGCCACGCGCUGCGCAUGCCGCGAGGGGAGUGCGAGGAGAGCUGGAUCCAUUUCAUCUGAGCCCCGCAGGCGCGCGCAGCCACACUGGCGGCACCCGGGCGGGGCGCUUCCGCGCAAGGCGGGGGCAGCGGCCGACCCUGUCUUCUACCUGCAACAUCUGUCUCUUGGUCUGAAAAGUGGCCUCAGAUGGCGGGAAGGCCAAAUAGUGUAAUGUGCUGGGGGAGGGUGGCCGGGGGGUGGGAGUAUGGGAGUGUUGGCCUCUCGCAGGAGGGCCCAGGCUGGGGUUUCUCUGGAAAGGUCUGUGGCCUCCUGUUGGGAAGGCCAGUGGCUUCUGCAUGUGUCCUAAAUCUGUCUCCUUAAUCUAGCUGUGAUUUAUUAUCAUGGUGAGCUGGACUUUUCCCCAGUAGUGAAUGCCUUCUCAGGAACAUUCGGGAUGGAAUCAGCUUAAAAGCAAAGGCAGUCACGUUUAUGUUUGUGUGUGUGUGCAUGCACACGUGCCACUGUAAACAGAAUGCCCAGUGUGACCAGCAUCGGGGUCCCUCAAGGCAUUCCUGCCAUGGGACAAGGAAAAUCUGAGACAAUAUUUACUUGCCAAUGUCUGUAGCCCUCUAAAAGUGGGAAACUAUUAAUAGGAAAGAAAUUUAUGCCUCAUCAGUCAGCACACAACCAUCCCUGGGAGUUCAGGCUGCCCUGGUUAGGCCGUAUGUCACCUACAUCCACAGCUGAGGAGGAAAAAGCUUAAAACUUUUUAACUAGCAAAAGAAUCCCUUCUAUGCAGUCACGCAUCACCAUAUAUCGUACAUGUUAGAUCAGUAUUUAUCUGCACGUUGUCAGGUCAUUCUGUUUAGGGUUGAAACAACCUAAAUGUGUUAAGAAAUCCUGCCUUAAGUUAUUUCAAUUUUUAGGAGACUCGAGAAUUUCAGGCAACACUGCCCUUUGCAAUUACCUUUUUGAUGACUAAGGUGACUUUCUAUGUCUUCUUAAGCAUCAGAAGAUUCCAGCAGUCCUCUUUUGGAAGUUAAGUUACCAAGUGGAGCUAGAUGUUUUCAGCAGCAGCCAGAGCACUGGAGGAAAAAUUGACAAGUAUAUAUAUAUAUAUUUAAAAUGUUAAAUGCUCCUUUUGACCUCCAACCAAGAAGUCAAGGUCACUGUUCCCUGCAGAAUGCCACAAUUACUUAAAACUCUCAACAAGGGGAUGAUGAUUUCUUCUGGCUGUGUGGUCUCUGACAGCAGGUGCUAGCACUGAGCUGUGGAAAAAACUAGUCACGAUGGACAAUAUUUCCAGCUGAUGAAGUUCAUGUAUUAAUGAGGUAGUUGAAACCAGUGUAAUCAAUUUGGGGAUAGCUGUCACCAGUGAAUUAACUAAAUUUUUGUGAGUGCUUGUUGACAUUUAGGCAAAUCAAUAUUUAAAGAUGUUUUGCCUCUUAACCAAUUUGUCUUUGAUAGCUGCAACUUCUGUGUUUUUAAAAUUGCCAAAAUUAGGAAUGGCUUUCUUUGGAAUCUCCUGAUCCAAGAACACUGAAUUUUGAUUUAAAAUAUUAUUAUUACAUUGAACAGUUUCUGGCUAUUAGCACAGUACUCUACAUUAACAUGCAAGAGAGAGAAAAGCCUGGUUGCAUUUCCUGCUGUUUAACAAACUAUCCAACUAGGUCAACAGCCUGUGAGGGCCUUGGCUUUGAAGCCCUUGGCCCCAGCCCAGAACGCAAGACAAUAGUCCAGAGUAUUCAGGUUAUGAGAAUUAAACUUGCAAAAUGUAUUGUUGUUUAAAGGCCGAGAAUCUUGUAAUUUAUGUGAAAGCCACUUCCAAAAAAGUUUCUGGUCCUAUAAAAUAAACUAAAUGUUUUAUCUUCAAGAUCAAGAGAACCUCUAGGUGCCUUUUGAAAAACAUCAACAAUUUGAAGUUUAAAAACUUAAAUUUACCUGCCUAGUGAUAAGUUUAAUAGCUUAAAUUUACCUACCUCUGGAACAGCUUAAGGAGAACUUUCAGACUCUAAAACACAAUGAUAUUGUUUAGAUGUUAAAAUUUUCUUGUGGAAUGUGCAAUUGGCUGGGUUGUCUUCCCAAACACAUUUUAAAUGAUUUUACCCGAACUUAGCUAUUAAAAGUAUAUGUGCACAAAUGGUUGUGUUUUUCUAUUAAAAGUUUUUCUUGUGAUCUUAUUAUAGAAAACAAAGUGUUAGAAACUUCUUGAUUGUUUAAAUCAUUUUACAUGUUAAGUGUUACCCUUCCUAAAACAGUCACAUUUAGUGCCUUGACAAAAAAAAUAAAGUUGUAUGCUAUACCUCUACUUCAGUAGCACAGUUGUGUAUCUGAGAAAGGGAAAUCCAGUCUUAGGCCAGGUCGGCAUUACAUAUGAAGAGGGCUCUAGGGGAACACAGGAUGGGGUAAUUAAUGUACCCUUCUCUCUCACGAUGCUUAUUGUGUAGCCUGUGCAUGCAGUAAUUACCCCUGGAUUAUGUCCAUCAUCUGAGUAUGGGGCCUUGUUUACAGGGGAAGGAAACUAACAUUUAUCAUGUCCUCUCCUAUUUGCUUGGCCACAAUGCUAGGUAUUUAUGUAUUUGAGCUCUUCCAAUUCUGAAAAUUAAACUACUUGUAAAUAAUCUCCCCAUUUUUUUAGCUGAGGUUCAAAGAGAUUAAAUAAUCUGCCUAAAAUCCCAGAGCUGUUAAAUAGCAAAGUCACGUAUACCCAAAGUCCAUGCUUUCUCUGCCAUUUCAUAUGGCAUAGAGGAUGUUCCUAAUCCUUGUUAAGUUUAAUUGACAGCUAGAUAUUGACUAUGA
Molecule: messenger RNA, 3961 nt
Organism: Choloepus didactylus (southern two-toed sloth)
Lineage: Eukaryota; Metazoa; Chordata; Mammalia; Pilosa; Megalonychidae
Gene: PPP1R3D
Product: protein phosphatase 1 regulatory subunit 3D
Exons: 2
Coding region: 347-1243 (298 amino acids)
Biological process (GO): regulation of glycogen biosynthetic process
Cellular component (GO): protein phosphatase type 1 complex
Molecular function (GO): protein phosphatase 1 binding; glycogen binding
Source: RefSeq, a predicted model, not a curated record